AGCCACUGUGAGUGCUCACAUGUGCAGAGUUGAAAUUCGACGACCUGGUCAGUCGCUUUGUUGGGGUUGCAUGCUGAAUGCCAAACACGGCCACUAGUCCUACUGGACGCUUGGAUGAAUAUAUCCGCAGCUUUGAAGAGCGAUAUGGCGUGGUUCCCAUCGAGGAGGUCCACCCCAAGAGCGAUGUCAACGAGUCGCUUGGAUCCAUCAGCAGUAUCAGCGUGGAACGAUCUGCUGGAAAUUCAAACAGGGAGGCCAUAUUGGCACCAGCCAGGCCUUCAGUGUGUCAUACGACCAGUUCAUUGCAUUUGGCACCAAUGUCAACUCCACGGUUUCCUUGCCAAAGUGAUGAAAGCACUGAAGGCGUACUUGCCCCCAUGAAAGUUCAACUUUGCAAAGAGGGUGAGAGCGGUACUGCGUAUAAAACGUGCCCUUGCCACUUUCCAAGCUCCAGCUUCAAAGGCAAUACGGGGAAUCAGGGGCUCAGCUACUUGGACACAGCCAGCACGGUUGGUAUGCCUUUUUCACAUCCAAGCACGGGUGGCACGGGUGGCUUCCAUUCUGUCCAUUCAGGCUGGACAGCAAAUGACAUGGAACGAUUUCAACUGGCGGCGGCAUCUCCGACUCGACCCCUGAUGAUGGAGCCAUCCUCUGGUCUGUGGGCAUCAUGGGCUCCGGUCUUUGCUUCACACGGCUCCACCAGCCUGAGCAGUUCCGGGGCGCUGCGCACCCCAGCGGCUCCCUGUGCCAAGCCUGAGAGGGCUCGCGCCUCCAGCAACCCUCCAGCGCCGACAGCCGUUCAUUUGAUGGGUCCACAGAAUGCUUCCACCCGCUUAUGUGUGCCAAUGGGCGAGAGAAAGAGAGAAAGGAAAUUGAAGAGAGAACUUCAGAGUUUUCGACAUAAUGAGUUUGCAAGCCCCCUGCGUGCUCCCAGAGGGCCGCCGCAAAGAGAUGCUGCCGCAGCUGUGGAAGUCGCCAAAGCUGCAGCGUCUGCAGCUGCCAUGGUUUCAUGUGGCCGUCCUCGCAAAGCAGCAUGCAAUUCAAUUGAAUUGGCUAGGCCGCCUCGUUUGAGUCCCUCCGAGGCAGGAACGCCGACCUUGCAUGGUCUUUUAAGCUCCGAGUUUCCCAGAAUGGAUCCACUCAGCUUGCCCGCUGCACCUGCGCGGGCGGCCUUGAGGAGCCCUACGAGGUCAUAUGCUGGCUUUGGGUCUGAUGAUGAAGUGAACUGCCAGAGUCCAGUUCGAAUACCUCAACCAUCGAAGCUCCUGCGGCCGAGCAAGAUUGAGGGCAUUGGGGAGAUGGCAGUGCAGACAGACACUGCCCAGACGCAGCUGGAGGAGUGCAUGAAUCCAGUGACGUCAAGCUUGCACUGCGAUGCUGGUGUGCAAACAGAUCAGGGUGCAGCUGCAACUAGCCAGGUGCUGGCGAGGUGGUCCUUCAGUCCUGACAAGGUGCAAUUGGACAGGUUCAAUUCACCUUUGCAGGGUGUCACUCAGGAGCCUGGCUUACGAAUUUCCCAGGCCACAAUGCAGACGCCUGACCAAGUGCCAUUGAAUGGCAUUUCGCAAUCCACUCCGGACUUUGGAGAAAUGGAACUAUCCUUUGCCGCAUCGCAAUUGAAACGCUGGCAAGAGCCUGUCCCAAGUGAUUUGGAACCCAUUCGUGAGAACUGGAUUCGAAAUGGUUUGUCGAAGCAAUCCAUGAAGAAGUGUGGGGCAGAUGAUGCAAAUGUAGCUUCUGCGUCCAAAGCUGCUUGUGAUGCUGAUCUGGGACAGCUAAAGCAGCAACUUCAGGCUGCACUGGCGCGUGGGCUAACACAGUUGCACCGCUUGCAGAUAUUGGCUGGAUAAGCCAUGGAGUCAAAAAAGAGCGCUCCUUCCAAGAGUUAGACGAUCACAAUGGGAGAUCCUAAUGUACUUUGGG
Messenger RNA from Durusdinium trenchii, 1923 nucleotides. Lineage: Eukaryota; Dinophyceae; Suessiales; Symbiodiniaceae. The record is from the annotation of a GenBank genome assembly.